AUGGCCCCGACCAACCUCACAUUCGCCCCAGAGUUGCUCCUCCUGGGCUUGAUGGAGGGAACCGACGCCCACCCACUGCUGUUCCUGCUUAUCCUUGGCGUCUACCUACUCAACGCCCUGGGCAACCUGAGCAUGGUGGUGGUGGUGAGGACCGACAGGGCCCUCCGCUCCCCCAUGUAUUACUUCUUGGGCCACCUGGGCCUCGUGGACAUCUGCUUCGCCACCGUCACGGUGCCCAGGCUGCUGGCCGGCCUGCUCCGCCCGGGCCAGGCCGUGUCCUUCCAGGGCUGCUUUGCCCAGAUGUACUUUUUCGUGGCCCUGGGCAUCACGGAGAGCUACCUCCUGGCGGCCAUGUCCUACGACCGCGCGGCCGCCGUCUGCCGCCCCCUGCGCUACGGCGCGCUGGUGACGCCGGGGCGCUGCGCCGCGCUGGUCGGCGCGUCCUGGGCCGUGGCGCACCUGCACGCGCUGCUGCACACGCUGCUCAUCUCCGCGCUGCGCUACCCGCGCCGCUCUCCGGUGCGCCACUUCUUCUGUGACAUGACGGUGAUGCUGAGCUUGGCGACCUCGGACACGUCGGCCGCGGAGGCCGCCAUCUUCUCCGAGGGCCUGGCCGUGGUGCUGACCCCGCUGCUGCUCGUGUCCCUGUCGUACGCGCGCAUCCUCACCGCCGUGCUGGGCGUGCGCUCGGCGGGGGGUCGGCGCCGCGCCUUCUCCACCUGCGGGGCCCACCUGGUAGCGGUGUCGCUCUUCUUCGGCUCGGUCCUCUCUGUCUAUUUCCGGCCGUCGUCUGCCUACUCGGCCAGCUAUGACCGCGGGGCCAGCAUGGUCUAUGCGGUGGUCACGCCGACCUUGAACCCUUUCAUCUACAGCCUUCGCAACAAGGAGGUCAAGGGCGCUCUAAAAAGGGGCCUCAGAUGGAAGGCUGCACCCCAAGAGGUGUUCCAGGAGAAGGAUGCCAUUCUUUCAUUGUGUAAGAGCAGAAACAGGCUUAGAGAAAUCAAGCAGCUUUUCCAGAGUCAAAAGAAUACAAGGCACCAACUGAAUGAGGCAUUGCAGAGAUGAGAAGGCACCUGUCUUCAAGACCCUUGCAAGAAAAGACAUAAAGCAAGCAUCGACUAAUUUCGGCACCGUAUUUCAGAGGAGAAAAUAUAUACCUGGGGAUCCUAAAUAGAUUGUAAUCCUUCUGUCA
Messenger RNA from Manis pentadactyla (Chinese pangolin), 1192 nucleotides. RefSeq names its product olfactory receptor 1361 (gene OR1R1). Gene Ontology annotation, cellular component: membrane. The record is from RefSeq and is a predicted model, not a curated record. NCBI's taxonomy places the organism in Eukaryota, Metazoa, Chordata, Mammalia, Pholidota, Manidae. The coding region runs from base 1 to 1065 and encodes 354 amino acids. The transcript is spliced from 3 exons. Gene Ontology annotation, biological process: G protein-coupled receptor signaling pathway. Gene Ontology annotation, molecular function: olfactory receptor activity; G protein-coupled receptor activity.